UUCUUUCAUAAGUGUCAAAUAAAAUAAAUACGUCAUGUCAAACUGCAUGGCUUAUUUUAUUCGUUUUUUUCACGAUGUUUUUGUGAUCUUUCCUAAUCUAUUUAGAUAAACUAGUCUGUUAUUGUAGUACGGUAAUUUUCUUUUUAUUCAUACUUCAUUCAAUGUUUGAUUGAUAGAAUUGGUUACUACUACUGCUAGAUAAUGGAUUCGUCGUCAAUAGUCAGUUUUAACAAUGAUUCUACUUUCCAAACCACUUUAAAAGGAGAUUGUAAUAAUAUUAGCGUUCAUGAAUUGGCUCUUCACGCUAUGAGAGAUCGAUGUCUUUUGCUUCAAAGAAGAAUAAACUCAUUAGAAUCUGACAAUAUGAGAUUAAAACUUGACGUGGUGAAAUCGACCGAGUGUACACCUUACAAUCCACUGAAAGAGGAUGAGAAACUUAUACUGCACCAAAAAAUUGCGGAGCUUAAUAAACAGAAAUCAACACUUAUGCAUCAUGUUUUUAUGGUUCAGUGUGAGAACAAAAACUUAUGGAACAAAAUAUCCACUAUAAAAGGACGUGAUAAGGUUUCCAACAAAGACAAACAACCUUUAGUACGUACUAAUACUUACAUUCACAGUACUCCAAAGGGCAGUGCAAAUUAUCAAGAAAAGUAUUCUGAGUCAAGUCUGGAGGAAAUAUCUUUAAAACUAAUAAACAGCUACAUUCAAGAGAAGUCACAGUUAGUUGACCAGUAUGAACAGAUGGCACAGCUUCAAGAUAUGGACGAUGAACUUUUGAAUGUAGAUUCCAUUGGCUUUACAUACAUUGAAGAUCCAGCUACAGACUCUUUGAAAGAAAUUCACGCUCAAACAGAAAAAUUACAGAAUUUAAAAAAGGAACUAGUGCAACAGGAAUCUGACUUAAAAUUGAUUGUUGCAAGAGUUGAAACUAUAAUGAGAGAUGGCUACAAAUGUCCUACGUGUAUUGCAAAUAAUGCAAAAGUUACAACAGAACACAAAGAAAUAGAAACAAGUGACAGCUUAGCUAAUUGGGCAACACCAGCAGAUUCCAGUACAUAUAAUAAUAAUUUUAGUGAAUUGAAUACAUCAGCAUUUAAAAAGAGUAUAAUAGAAGAAAGUGAGAAGGACAAUAAAGAUGAACCUAGCGAUAAAAUAUGUCCUAUGUGUGGACAAACAUUCCAAAAAGAUGUUGAGUUUGCUCAAUUUCAGGCCCAUGUUGAAAACCAUUUCUUAGGUGAAACUGAACCUGACUCCAUUACUGAUAAUUUUGAUCAUGUUCCUAAUUCUUUUGAUAAUAUUAUUUAAUUAUUUUUAUGUUUAAUGUAUCAUUUUUAUUAACUGCGACUUUGGGCUGUCAAUCUCUGAUCGAAACCCUGAUUCCAGUACAGUAUAAUAAUCUGAUAAAAUGUUUAUUUAGUAAAUAAGUGGUGUGCACCAUAUGAUGAUGCAUUUCACUUGGAUGAGGUUAAAGUUACAAUAUGAUUUUAUGUAUAAUUUGUAAGUAUUAAAACCUAAGUUCAAGAACUGUUGUACAUUCAUGAUUAGUGAGCUCUGCAACAGGAUUGAUCCACAAUACAACAAAGCAUGCUGAUUAAGAUAACUAUCACCAAAUCAAUACAAACUUUUUUGAUCACAACAUUCCAUACGAUUGAGCUUACAUAUAGGAUACAAGCUUUCCAAGCUUUUUUAAGAAACCUAUGUUUUUUGAUCUUUCAAUACUUGUGGAAGGGCUACAACAAACUUUUUACAGACAAUUAAAACUGUUAAAUAUUUGCUUUAUCUCUAGUACUAUCACUAUUUGUAGGGAAUUAUAAUAGCAACAAGGUAGUAAGAUGGUCUCAAUGUUUUGUAAGUUAGAACAUCAAAAGUUUACUGUGUAGCUGUCUUAUGGCCAGUUGGAGGCAGAUAAUUUUCAUUUAAAAAUUUAAUAUAGAAACUGCCUCCCUUUAGACAAAGGAGCACAGAAACCAGAUGUAAGACAUUUAAACAAGGAGAAUGAAAUUGUUUUUAUAUUUGUAAUUUAUGUUUUAUUUAUUAAAUUGAUAGCUCUUAAUACAACUACUUUACCACUA
This is a messenger RNA of Helicoverpa armigera (cotton bollworm), 2072 nucleotides long. It is a transcript of the gene spn-F, whose product is annotated as spn-F. NCBI's taxonomy places the organism in Eukaryota, Metazoa, Arthropoda, Insecta, Lepidoptera, Noctuidae. The coding region runs from base 202 to 1305 and encodes 367 amino acids. The transcript has 2 exons. The record is from RefSeq and is a predicted model, not a curated record.